Malaclemys terrapin pileata is the source of this 4496-nucleotide messenger RNA. RefSeq names its product discs large MAGUK scaffold protein 4 (gene DLG4). Gene Ontology annotation, molecular function: kinase binding. Bases 122 to 2386 code for a protein of 754 amino acids. NCBI's taxonomy places the organism in Eukaryota, Metazoa, Chordata, Testudines, Emydidae. The record is from RefSeq and is a predicted model, not a curated record. The transcript is spliced from 21 exons. Gene Ontology annotation, cellular component: neuromuscular junction; neuron projection; postsynaptic density membrane. Gene Ontology annotation, biological process: postsynaptic neurotransmitter receptor diffusion trapping; chemical synaptic transmission; AMPA glutamate receptor clustering.
UGCGUGCGGCGGUGGAGGGGGGGGCAAUUGAAGGCCAGGGGGGGCAAUUAAUUCCCCGGCCCCCCGGAAUAUCUGAUGUGCUGCAGAUCCGCCCCGAGCAGCGGCUCCCUCCUCCCCAGCCAUGGAUUGUCUCUGCAUAGUCACCACCAAGAAAUAUCGCUACCAAGAUGAGGACAGCCCGCCCCUGGAGCAGAGCCCGGCGCAUCUCCCCAACCAGGUAAAGGCCCCCGAGCUGGUGCACGUCUCGGAGAAGAACCUGUCCCAGAUCGAGAACGUCCACGGCUACGUGUCCCACUCCCACGUCUCCCCCAUGAAGGCGAAUUCUCCGCCCGUCAUCGUCAACACGGACACGCUGGAGGCGCCGGCAUAUGUGAACGGGACGGAGGGGGAGAUGGAGUACGAAGAAAUCACGUUAGAACGGGGUAACUCCGGGCUGGGGUUCAGCAUUGCUGGGGGGACGGACAACCCCCACAUUGGGGACGACCCCAGUAUCUUCAUCACGAAAAUCAUCCCUGGGGGAGCGGCAGCUCAGGACGGCCGCCUCAGGGUGAACGACAGCAUCCUGUUUGUGAACGAUGUGGACGUGCGAGAGGUGACACACAGCACGGCGGUGGAGGCGCUGAAGGAAGCCGGCUCCAUCGUGCGUCUCUACGUCAUGCGGCGUAAGGCCCUGGCCGAGAAGGUCAUGGAGGUGAAGCUCAUCAAGGGGCCCAAAGGUCUGGGGUUCAGCAUCGCAGGGGGUGUCGGGAACCAGCACAUCCCGGGGGAUAACAGCAUCUACGUCACCAAGAUCAUCGAGGGGGGGGCCGCCCACAAGGACGGGCGCCUCCAGAUCGGGGACAAGAUCCUGGCGGUGAACAACGUCAGCCUGGAGGAUGUGAUGCAUGAGGAUGCCGUGGCCGCGCUGAAGAACACGUACGACGUCGUCUACCUGAAGGUGGCCAAACCCACCAACAUGUACCUCAACGACUCCUACGCCCCACCCGACAUCACCACCUCGUAUUCCCAGCACCUGGACAAUGAAAUCAGCCACCAGAGUUACCUGGGGACCGACUACCCCCAAGCCAUGACCCCCACCUCCCCCCGGCGCUACUCCCCCAUCCCCAAGGAGAUGAUGGGGGAAGAGGACAUACCCAGGGAACCCCGCCGGAUCAUCAUCCACCGCGGCUCGACGGGCCUGGGAUUCAACAUUGUCGGGGGUGAGGACGGCGAAGGAAUCUUCAUCUCCUUCAUCCUGGCUGGGGGGCCGGCUGACCUGAGUGGGGAGCUGCGGAAAGGGGACCAGAUCCUCUCGGUGAACGGGGUGGAUCUCCGGAACGCAACACACGAGCAGGCUGCCAUCGCUCUGAAAAAUGCUGGGCAGACGGUGACGAUCAUCGCACAGUAUAAACCUGAUGAGUACAGCCGCUUCGAGGCCAAAAUCCAUGACCUGCGGGAGCAGCUGAUGAGCAGCAGUCUGGGCUCGGGGACGGCGUCGCUCCGCAGCAACCCCAAGAGGGGCUUUUACAUCCGGGCGCUGUUCGACUACGACAAGACGAAGGACUGCGGGUUCCUGAGCCAGGCGCUGAGUUUCCGCUUCGGGGACGUGCUGCACGUGGUGGACGCCUCGGACGAUGAGUGGUGGCAGGCGCGGCGGGUCCACCCCGACGGGGAGGGGGACGAGAUCGGCUUCGUGCCCAGCAAGAGACGGGUGGAGCGCCGGGAGUGGACGCGGUUAAAGGCCAAGGAUCGGGUGCCAGGAUCGGGCUCUCAAGGUCGGGAGGAUUCGGUGUUGAGCUACGAGACAGUGAUGCAGAUGGAAGUGCACUACGCUCGCCCCAUUAUCAUCCUGGGGCCCACCAAGGACCGAGCGAACGACGAUCUGCUCUCCGAGUUCCCCGACAAGUUCGGCUCCUGUGUCCCCCACACCACGCGGCCGAAGCGGGAGUACGAGGUGGACGGGCGGGACUAUCACUUCGUGGCGUCGCGGGAGAAGAUGGAGAAGGACAUCCAGGGCCACAAGUUCAUCGAGGCCGGGCAAUACAACAGCCACCUGUACGGGACCAGCGUCCAGUCCGUGCGCGAGGUGGCCGAGCAGGGCAAACACUGCAUCCUGGACGUCUCGGCCAACGCCGUGCGGCGGCUCCAGGCCGCCCAGCUCCACCCGAUCGCCAUCUUCAUCCGGCCCCGGUCCCUGGAGAAUGUCCUGGAGAUCAGCAAGCGGAUAACAGAGGAGCAGGCGCGAAAAGCCUUCGACCGAGCCAUCAAACUGGAACAAGAAUUCACAGAGUGCUUCUCGGCCAUCGUCGAAGGCGAGAGUUUCGAGGAGAUCUACCACAAAAUCAAACGGAUUAUCGAGGAACUUUCGGGGCCGUACAUCUGGAUCCCGGCCCGGGAGAGACUUUAGGGACCUCCCCGUUCGGUGGGAACUGCGGCCCGACCCAGAACUGAGCCGUUCGCUUUCUUUUCGGGGAGGAGGUUUCGGGGGCAGGGGGGGGGAAGGGAUCCGGUCUAUUUCUUUCUUCUUCUCCUUUCUGGAUUUUUUUUUCUCGCAAUCCUUCGCCUGGCUCCUUCCCCUCCCCCCCCCAGCCAAGAUCCGCUCCUGUCUCUUUGCACCCAGGAAAAGCGCUCUGUGCAUGCUUGUAUUUUUUCGAGAGGUGUUGGCUUGUGACGUCUGCGCUUCUGGCAUUUUGCUUUCGAUCCCCCCGUCCGCCCCCCAUCCCCAUCAGAUCCGGACCCUGGGAUCCAAUCGAGGAGAUGCGUGAAGGACCGGAAAGGGGGCGGAGGAGAAGAAAGGAACGAAACACACCGAGAAAAAAUGAAGAGAAGGGUGGAGCAAAAGCGCAUCUCUGGAGGAUCGGAAAACCGGAUUUCUUGGGCAAAAACUAUUCCGCCCGCCGAGAUGAAAGGACACCCGGUUUCUUUUCGGAGUGGAAUCGACCCCAGAUUUGGCGCGUUCUUUGGAGGGGAAAACGAGCGGCGUGGAAGGAUAAAGCAGGGAAAACGGAUUAAAAAACCACCAACUGCUUUGAGGCUAUUUAUUUAUUUUUUGCUUUCCCGGCCGGGGACAGAGGAGAAAAUAACCCACGAUCCUCCUUUAUCUUUCUACCCAACCGAAGGGAAACUUUCUUUUUAAACCAACGCGGGAAGGCACGUCGGCGAGAGACACCCGAUCGCCCUGUCUCCAAAAGGCAGGCGCUUUGCCGAUUUAUUCCCCCCCCCCGCGCCCGUGAUGUUUCCAGACGGAUCGGACCAAUUCUUUUCCUUUCCUUUUUCUUUCUCAGUACGGUUCAGCUCCUUCCCUUUUCGGCGCAUGGUGGCUUUAAAAAAAACAACCAAACAAAAAAGCAACAGGAAAACGUGACAAAAAAAAAUGAGCAUUUUGCUGUUCGGCAAUUUCUACUUUUCUUUCCGGGCGGAGAAAAGACUCGUGGGGGGGGGGAUCCGAAACACAUUUUCGACGUUCUGUGAAUAUUUCUUUUUCUCUUGGGGUCAUAGCGAGUAUUUCGGUCUGGCUGUGCGUGAUUGUAUGAAACUGGGGAUGGGUGGGCGGGGAGAUGUCAGACGGUCCUUCCUUUUCUCGUUACAGGCAUUUUCGUUGGGACAUGUUCUUAAUUAUGACGAUGCUUCUUUCUUUCUUUCUUUUUUUUUUUUUUGUAUAUAAACUCCAGCUGGCCACAGAGACCCUUGCUAGAAAAAAGACCUACCGGUGAAUUUGGGGUGAAUUUGGGUAUGGGGUUGCCCCCCUCCCUCCUGCCCCGGGGCAAGGGGGAAAGGCAGGGGGGGAAGAAAAGAAAGGGGUAAGGGAUGAUCAGUAGGUACCGAGAAACAGGACCAGCUGAGUAUCAUGGUGAGAGCGGGGUGGGGCUGGGAGCCAGGACUCCUGGGUUCACUCCCUGCCUCUGGGAGGGCAGUGAGGGCUGGUGGUUAGAGCAGAGGGGCCUGGGAGCCAGGACGCCUGGGUUCUCUCCCCGGCUCUGGGAGGGGAGUUGCGUCUCGUGGUAAGAGUAGAGGAAGAUGGGAGUCAGGACUCCUGGGUUCUCUCCCUGCCUCUGGGAGGGGAGCAGGGUCUGGUGGGUUAGAGCAGGGGGGCUGGGAGCCAGGACUAAUGGGUUCUCUCCUGCAAAUGCACUUUCUCGGCCUCUGCAGUCACCAUAACCCAUCCCCAGGGCGGCGCUGUUUGCAGUUAAUACCCCCGGGACAGCCGGACGCCCCUCCCCCCCUCCCCAAGUCAGGAGACAACUGACCAGCCAGCCUCCUGUCACCCUGGGCCCCGUCUCUCCUGUACUUCACGCGGGUGAAACAGGAAGCAUUUGGGGGCGGGCAGGAAUUCCCCCCUGGGGGCGCAUUGACCUCUGGGGCUGUUUCAGGUAUAGCGACUGGGGGGGUCUCUUUCCUACAGGGGUCUGGGAAUGGGGGAGGGGGGGAGAAAAGAAUAUUUUGCAUAGAAAUAUUAUUACCACCGGCAGAGAAUUAAAACGGACAAUAUAUAUAUAUAUAUAUAUAUAUCUACCCAA